Molecule: messenger RNA, 1555 nt
Organism: Ooceraea biroi (clonal raider ant)
Lineage: Eukaryota; Metazoa; Arthropoda; Insecta; Hymenoptera; Formicidae
Gene: ppan
Product: Brix domain-containing protein peter pan
Biological process (GO): rRNA processing; ribosomal large subunit assembly
Cellular component (GO): preribosome, large subunit precursor
Molecular function (GO): rRNA binding
Source: RefSeq, a predicted model, not a curated record
ACGCUAGGCGCGCUCACUGUUUUUUAAAGAAGCAACAGUGUUUAUAACCUAAACCUAAACUUCAGUUUAAAUUUAGACAAAAUAAAUGUAUAGAAGUGUUAUUAUAUUAAAUAGAUUUAAAAUAAGUAAUUAGAAUAUGUUUUUCUUCUUUUAUCUGUCUUAAAACUUUCUUUUUUUAUAAAGUUUAUAAAGUUCUGACCACGUGGUAAAAUAGUUAACCUGUUCAAAUCUAAGUAGAAAAAUGGCUCGUAAAAAGAAGGGUCGAUGUGUAAAACGGAAUAAUCAGAUAAAUGUGGGCGAGAAGGAAGAGGUGGUGAAAGCACCUCAUUCUUUCGUACUUCACCGUGGUUUGCCAGGGGAACACAUCGUCGAGCUCACUAAGGAUUUCCGCAAAGUUAUGGAGCCAUUUACAGCUUCAUCUCUGAAGGCUCGGAAGAAAAAUUCUAUCAAAGACUUUGUGUCAAUUUCCAGUAUACUUCACGUCACUCACAUGUAUAUAUUUACAAAAACGGAGCUGGGAAUGUAUCUUAAAAUUUGCAAAUUGCCAAGGGGACCCACUCUUACAUUCAAGAUACACAGCUUCUCUCUGGCACGAGAUGUGAUAUCCAUGUUGAAGAAGCAGAUGGUCUACGAAGAAGCCUUCCAAAAUGCCCCACUAUCAAUCCUGAAUAAUUUCUCUGGCGAGGGCAUGCAUCAGAAACUCGUAGCUUCCAUGUUCCAGAAUAUGUUCCCGACCAUAAACUUGACUACUGUUAAUUUGAGCACCAUUCGCCGUUGCGUAUGUUUAAAUUACAACACGACGUCAAAAACUAUCGACUUCAGGCAUUAUGCAAUUAAAGUUGUGCCGGUGGGCCUAUCAAGGGGCGUCAAAAAGUUGGUGCAAGCCAGAAUUCCAAACUUGUCCAAGUGUCAGGACAUUUCAGACUUUUUAACGAAACCGACCAUGUCUGAAAGUGAAGCGGAAGACGAUGAAACCAGUCACGUUACGCUGCCACAAAAAUUAUCCUCGAGAGGAAAUCACGCAAAUUCCAAGAGUGCGAUUAGAUUAUCCGAGUUGGGACCAAGACUGACGCUUCAGUUAAUCAAAGUGGAAAAUGGGCUGCUCGACGGAGAAGUGCUUUUCCAUGAACUUGUGUUCAAAACGGAGGAGGAAAAACUUGCGCUCGAAAAGAGGAGAGAACAGAAGAGGAAAUUGAAAGAAAAAAGGAAGAAGAUACAAGAGCAGAAUAAGAAGCAGAAAGAAGAGCAGAAGCAGGCACAUAAAGAGAAGUCACUCAAGGGAAUUCUAAAGAAAAAGGAGAGUGACGUACUCUUACAAAAAAUUGCAAAAGAAUCAGUCGAAAAGAGCGAGUUAGAGGAAGAUGACGACACGCAAUAUUAUCGUGAAGAAGUCGGAGAAGAACCUGACAAAGACCUAUUCCAAGGGAAAACUGGUACGAAAAGGCCACACAAACACAUAGCGAGAUACAAAUCAAAGAGAGCAAAACUCGACAAGUAAAAUGAAAGAAUUGUAAAACCUGCAAAAUAGUUGUAAUAAAAAAUGAUAUAUUUCAAA